Molecule: messenger RNA, 474 nt
Organism: Cryptococcus wingfieldii CBS 7118
Lineage: Eukaryota; Fungi; Basidiomycota; Tremellomycetes; Tremellales; Cryptococcaceae
Exons: 2
Coding region: 1-474 (157 amino acids)
Source: RefSeq, a predicted model, not a curated record
AUGGUACUCCAGACCCGCACACUUGCCGCCUCUGUCCAUAAGAUAGCCCUGCCGGAGAAGGCAAAAUGGUCGCUGCUGUGCAACAUUGUCAUACUCCCCCAGGCUGCGUCCGAGCUGUCGAGGUUGCUCCCUCUUCCAGCUUCUGUAAUCGCUAACGAGAUCGUUGUCAUCUGGGUUGCCAACCAAGCAGAGCCUCUCACUGCUGACAAGAUCCCCAAGAAGCUACUCACCGUCCGCCGGGACAAAAUGAUUGCCGCUCUGCGGUGGUUGAAAAAGAACAACCCUCUCUAUAGUGAUGUCUCCAUUGAUGGGAAUGCGUUGACUACCUACCCCGAGGGCGGACACCUGCCAAUGCCUUGCUUCAAUUCUGUUGCCUCCGCUUCCACCGAAGCCGAAGGUGCUGGAUAUGUCCCCCCUGCCACGGCUCCUUCUCAGUCGUCUGACGCUUCCCAGAUACGCCAGCAACUGAGUUGA